Metopolophium dirhodum (rose-grain aphid) is the source of this 3928-nucleotide messenger RNA. RefSeq names its product GDP-fucose protein O-fucosyltransferase 2-like. NCBI's taxonomy places the organism in Eukaryota, Metazoa, Arthropoda, Insecta, Hemiptera, Aphididae. The record is from RefSeq and is a predicted model, not a curated record. The transcript has 7 exons. Gene Ontology annotation, biological process: protein O-linked glycosylation via fucose. The coding region runs from base 499 to 1683 and encodes 394 amino acids. Gene Ontology annotation, molecular function: peptide-O-fucosyltransferase activity.
AUAAAUAUGGCUCUCGCGGCAAAUGUCUGGUUUGCCGCGGACGAACAUGGCGCACGCGGCAGCCGCGCGUAGUCGAUACCCACCUUGUGACCACUGACCCGUGAGUGAGUGGUCGUACCCCUGAUAAUAAUUUUACAUUUAUGGUCGCGACGAAAAUACCGUGUGAUACAGUGAUAAGAUAAUCAUAUUAUUAUUAUUAUUAUUAUUUUAAUUUUUUGUAGUCGAGGCGGCAGCGGCGUGGUGGCCGCUGGUCUAGACAGUGGUCUCUUCACUUCACUCUAUAAGUCGACGAAACGAAUGACUCCUUCAAAUUGCCAAGUACCUAUAAUAUUGCAGAGACUAGAGGCCUAUUGAUUUGUAUGCUGUAAAAUUAUUUACUCGUGUCGGACGACCGCCGACUGUGAGGCGGAAUUUAGCGGCAAUGCUGUAAAUAAUGUCCGCAUUCCAUGCAGAGUCGCGUUAUGAAUUUUAAGUUUAAAAUUUAAAAAUCACCGAAACAUGCAUCUGGACACUGCGCGUUGGUACGCGUUGGUAUUGUUAACUGCUAUCCAAUUCAGGUGUUCAAAGUGUGCGGUUGACAACAGCCAGUUGGACGAAGAAGAAAUAUUGGCCGGUCAUUCUGUACUCGACACAUUGCCUCGAUAUGUUUUGUAUGAUGUCAACAAACCUGAAGGAUUUAAUUUACGCCGUGAUGUGUUCAUACGAAUGGCAUCUUUUAUACAUCAUAUGAAUAAGGUGUUGCCACCAUGGCAUCGUUUAUAUCAUUGGAGAUCAUCAAAUCUUGUGCAGGACUGUCUUCCAUGGAGUCUAUUUUUUAAUGUGGAUUCCAUUAAAAAAAGUACUCCAGUUGUUGAAUUACAUGAAUUUUUCCAAAUGAAUGGAUUAAGACCAUUGGAUGCCCAAGUUACAUUACAAGAUUUUAAUGUGAAGUCGUUUGAACAAUACCCAGACUUUUCAGACAAAUGGGAAGUAGCCCAUUGCAAAGAUCAAGUCCAAAAAGAAUUUUGGAACCUAAGAAACCUUACAUUUACCAAAUCAUUAUGUAUAUCAUUCCAAGGAAUUUCCACUCUACUAGCUGACAUUGUUCAGGAGUUACAACCAAGAACUAUUAUAUUUGACCAUGCGGAGUUGGCAUUGCACAAUUAUUAUGGUGGGCAAGAGUAUUGGAUGAUUAGAAAAAGUAUGCAAUUCAGCAAAAACCUGCAUGAAAUUGCUAAGGAGUUUAAGAAAAAAAAUUUAAAUCAAGAUUACUUGUGUGCACACUUGCGUCGCAGAGAUUUUUUAUACGGCCAUCCUAGUGAUGUACCCAGUAUUAAAAAUACAGCUAGACAGAUUAAAGAGAAAUUAAGUUUGUUGAACAAUAUUAAAACAGUUUAUGUAGCAACCGACGCUUCAAAAACAGAAGUUGAAGAACUUAAAAAUUAUUUACAACCUAAUCAAAUGUUUAAAUUUGAGGCUGAUAAGAAAACCUUGAACAAUUUUUUGGAUGGUGGGGUAGCAAUAAUUGAUCAAAUAAUAUGUUCACAAGCAAACUAUUUCAUUGGAACAUCCAAAUCCACGUUUUCAUUCCGAAUUCAAGAGGAGAGAGAAAUUCUUGGAUUGCCAGUAGAAACUACUUUCAAUAGCUUUUGUGGGGAGAACAUUGAGUGUACACAACCUACUAAAUGGAGACUUGUUGAUUAAUGUUGUUGUUGUAUAGUAGACUCUUGCAAAGUCUCGUGGUCAUCGAUAAAUGGUUAUUCCGUUUAUUGGUAUCUUGCAUUGUCGUAUUUCAGUUUGAUUUUCAUCUCCUUAUUAAAGCGGGAUAAGAACGUUCCGGCAGUGAAAAACUUCAUGUCCAGUAACUGUGCAGCGUUCUUGCGGUUAACUGGGUUAAACUGCAGACAAUAUGUGACUAUUUCUACCAAGUAUAUCGGCCAACAGGCAUACACUUUUCGAAGUGCCAAGGCAGUUUUCGAAGCUGUAUAAGAUUGAGACAAUGGUGCAUAACUAGCCUCUAAAUUAAGGCUAUAACCGUGUUUACGUAAGAACUUGUCUACAACUAUCAAGUCACAGUUGUCACAUCCCAGUAUUUUUGUAAUGCCAUACAAUUGACUGGUGAUCGUGUCUUCAGCGACAAGAGGCAUCUUGUUGACCAAUUCCGUGAACAAAAUGCCUAUAAAAUAACAUAAAAUAUCCAUGUACAAUAUCCAUGUUUCUCGGUAUACUCAUUGACUGUACAUUUACCGACUGACCAAAUGUCCACAGUAGCAUCAUAAUUUGUUGAAUUCAUCAGCAUUUCCGGGGCCUGGUACCAGACAGUGCCCAUCUCAGUGCUGAGGUCUAGUGUUCGGUUUUUGCUAAACAUGCGGGACACCCCAAAGUCACAGAUCUUGAUUAUGCCAUUGGCUGAAAGCAAAAUGUUUUCUGGCUUGACGUCGCGGUGCACAACAUUCUGACUAUGUACAUAGUUAAGUCCUCUCAAUACCUUUAAAAUUUUUUCCAAGGUCAGGACAGAUAAAGUUAGGUUAAUACUGUAGUUUCAUGGAAAUAUAUUUACUUGGUAUACACAUUCUUUGGUGGCAUCUACUGUUAAAGCUCCGCCGUUUAACUCCAAAUAUCUGUAAAGGUUGUACCGCAUCAACGGGAACACCAUAUGAACGUGACCAUGGUGCCUGAAUGCUUCAAUCAUUGGUACCACAUGAUCGUCAUUGAGUGCUCUCAGCAGACAAAUCUCACGCACCAUCAUCUCGCAGUAUCUCUGGUCGUGGGCACCUCGGCGUCCAGUCAUCGUGUCACGCAGCCUCUUCACCGCCACCGACUGCCCGUUUGUAACAUCAAGACACUUCAUAACAGUACCGUAAGUGCCUGCGCCUGCUGAGCCCAACUCCCUGUACUUGUACAUAAAAUAUAAUAUUAUAAGAAAAAUGUAUUUCCGAGUUAAAACUUAAAAUCCAGUUGUAUAGGUUUGCCCACAGAAUGAUAAAAAUAAAACUAAUAUAUAUUUAAUAAAAAAAAUAUAUUAACAGUAGUUGUUAUGAGAUUUUCACCAUGGAAAUAUUUCUGAUUCAACUUUUUUGUGUGUAUAAGUACAUACUUUUAAAAUUAUGUGCGACUAUUAACCACAGUAAAUUAUGAAUGAAUUAUAAUACUUUAUAAUGAUUCGAAUAAACAAUAUCAUGUUGUUAAAAAGUUACAAUACUUUUUUUUUAAUAGUUUUAAUUUUAGAAGUCCAUUAAGCAACUAGCUUACUAAUGGAUUCGUUUUGUACGAAAAAAUUUAUGUUUAAGAGCAUUGGUAUGAAAACAACUUGUUCCUAGGAUAUUAUACCUAUUGUGUUUUAUUUUUUUUUUUUUAUUUAAAUUGUAUAAAUAAUUUUAUUGGCUAUCCAGUAACUAUUGUUGUUGUUUGUUUUGUCGUGUUUUGGUUACAUUUAUAACUGAUAAAAAUGUUAACAAUACUCCAAAGUUCUAUGGUAUUUGUUUUUAAACAUAAGGUUUGGUAUUGUGCUCACGUAUAAUUUCAAAAUAUGUCUAAACGCAAUUAUCAUCACAAUUUUUGUCCAAAUAAUUUGUUUAACUACAAUGAGUAAACAAUAAAUUUACUACAAUGUUUGAAUAUUUCACCACCCAACCACCUAUUUUGUACAACUAAAAAUAGAUAGAUUCUUAUUGUAGGCAUUCUAAACAUUUAAGGUUUGUAUGUUGAUAAUUCUAAUUGUUUAAAACAUUUUAGUAUAAUAUAUUGGUCUUGUAGGGUUUUUACUGUGUAUAAAUCAAAUAAUACAAUUUAAUAUUCCUUUUUUUUAUGUUUUUGAUUGUGUUAAGACUUAGAAUAAUUAGUUCCAACACAAGGGAUUAAAAUCUCAGGACAUCAGUAAAUGAUAUAGUUAGUACACAAUAUUAAGAUAUAAACAAUGACAUAUUGUUAAUAAAAUAAUAAUUUUGCA